UUGAAAUGUUGUGGUGGAGCGGAUGGGUUCAUAGACUGGAACAACAACAUCUAUUUUAAUUGUUCAGAAAAUAAUCCAAGUCGUGAGAGAUGUGGAGUGCCUUAUUCAUGUUGUCGUCCUGUAGACGACGGUAGCCUUAUUAUAAAUACACAGUGUGGUUAUGACACCACUGACAAAUCGUCUGCUGAAGUCAGUGACCGUAUCUACACAGUUGGGUGUAUUAGUCAGCUGGUGAAAUUCGUGAACAGUAAUCUUUAUCUGAUUGGUGGUGUUAGCCUUGGAAUCGCUGUAUUACAGAUUCUUGGUAUCUUUCUUGCGAGGAUUCUACAUACACAGAUUGAUGAACAGAAAACUCGAUUUGAAAAUUCAAAACAGCAGAAUCAGUACAUGUCGAGAUUCUAAUACAAAAACUGUUCAUUUCAGUCUAGGUUCAUUUUUGUACUUUUUAAAUGUGUACAAGUUAAGAAUGUAAAUAAUGUGAUGUAAAAUGAUUGAGAGACAAAUUUUAAUGUAGGGAGGGAAAAUUUAGGCAUCAUGGACUCUCUCUAAUUGGGACAUUCACAGCCCAAUUUUGUCUCCAACAUUUAGCUGCAUUCAUUUUCAUAAUUUUGUCAAAAUAAUAUAAAAUUAAACAGAAAUAAUUGCCACAUCUCAAAUUACACAAUAAAAUUGAAGUAAUGAAUAAGUAAUGUUAUUAUUUUUAUGUGUACAUCUACAAGUAGAAGAUGUUUUGAUUCUUCCAGUGUCACUAACACCACAUACAUGUACCAUCAGUUCAAUGUUUAUACUUAAAGCCUAAAUUAGAGCGUUUUUAUAGUACUUCAGUAGGGAUAUGUGAAUAUUUAAAAACAUUGGCUGCAUACACGACAUCAAUGUCCCCCUCAAUGUCUUCCAAAAAAAAUCUGUAUAUAUUGAGAAUUUGUAAAUUUAUUACAUUGUAGUAAUGUAGUAAGUAUUGUUAAUUAUAGCUGAUUUUACACCAUGCGUUAUUUUUUUAUAACAAUUUCAAUUUUAUAACUGUUUUUAUAACUAUUAUUAUUUUUGUUUUCUCUUUGUAUUUCCAUACCUAGAUAGUUCCAGUACUGAAAUAAAAUUAUUCUUAUGUUUAUUUAUUCAAUAAGAUUCCUGCAUGUCCACACUCGCACAGAAAAAAAAAAAAUCAAAGACACUUGUUUGAUCUCUGAACCAGUCUUGAUAAUUUUCCCACACUGAUGCAAACAAGCAGCUCUCUACUGGAAAUUGAGUGAGUGUAAUGUGCCUCUUUGGAUCGGCAAUACUAAGUAGAUCAUUUAUAUAUACAUAUUUUGAUUUACAGGUUCAGAAUUCCUUUAUUCCAUGGUAGAUUAAGUUCUGGUUUCAUUUCAUUUCGUAGAUUAUUCUGAACAUAAUAUAUACAAGGUUUCAUUUAAAUUAGAUACUAAAGAUACCUGUGGAACACAAAUAUUAAUCAAGUCUGAAUAGUUCCAGGGCACCCAUGUCAUUGACAUUUGAUGGACAGUUCUCAAGAUAUUGGUGGAACAGACACGCACAUACACACACAGGAUAACUGCAGAAACUCCCAGAGUGUGUGUGUGUGUGUGUCAUAUACAUGAGAGUUCAAAAUAGUGAUCAUGAACAGAAAAUUGAAAUUACUCAUUUAUCAAUCAUGUACUUUAUUUUUAAUAAAGUAGGAAAUUAAAUCAAAGCUCAUUACAUAUACACAAUGCAUGAUGGGAAUAUUCAACAUUAAAGCAGCCACCAUGUCAGAAGAACUUCAUCAAUUUCUUUUUAUCUAUUGUAUAAAAAGCAUGUUUCAUCUUUGAAAUGUUUGUACGUCUUUGCUUUUUUCCUCUCAUGUUAACAGCAAAGGGAAGCAAUGCCGGUUCUCUCAGUAUACAUCCCCAACCAUUAGGCGUGUAGACUUUCAAUUUCACACGUACAUCAUUUGCUAUGGUAACUGCCGCCCAGCCUGCAAUCAAUAAAAUACUGUAAAUGUUUUAAUCUCACCUGCUAAAUUUAAACCCAGUGAAUAUGUUCAGAGCAUCAAAAUAGUGAAAUUAAAUAUCAGUGAGAAUAGAGGAUUUUACAGUAUACUUGAUUUGUGAUCUUCUGUCUUUAUACAGAUUGUAACCUCAGCAGAAGUAGGUGUUUCUAUGAAAACCACUAAAUCUCACAUAAUCCCUAUACUGUGUUGGUAAAGAUUAAGACUGACACUUUGGCCAAGAGUGUCCGGGGGUCAUUGCUAUAAUAAUAAAUUUAUUGUAUCCUUAGAAAUAGUUUCCAUUGGUUGACAGAAAUAAAAUGUUUUUCAAUAA
This is a messenger RNA of Saccoglossus kowalevskii, 2294 nucleotides long. Its product is annotated as tetraspanin-33-like. The record is from RefSeq and is a predicted model, not a curated record. NCBI's taxonomy places the organism in Eukaryota, Metazoa, Hemichordata, Enteropneusta, Harrimaniidae. Gene Ontology annotation, cellular component: plasma membrane.